This is a messenger RNA of Penaeus monodon (black tiger shrimp), 1478 nucleotides long. RefSeq names its product tripartite motif-containing protein 75-like. Gene Ontology annotation, biological process: protein ubiquitination. The record is from RefSeq and is a predicted model, not a curated record. Gene Ontology annotation, molecular function: ubiquitin protein ligase activity. NCBI's taxonomy places the organism in Eukaryota, Metazoa, Arthropoda, Malacostraca, Decapoda, Penaeidae.
AUAAUAAUAAAAUCUUUUAACACAGAAAUAUACAGAAUAGAGAGAGAAAAAAUAUAGAAAAAAAAAAUAUAUAUACAUACAUCUUUUUCAACGCUAAAUACUGAAAUGAGUGAGUUAACGCACCUAUUUGCGAAAAGGAAAAUCCGAGAGAUGGGGCUAACGCGUUGCAACAAGACGAUCGAGAAUCUAUAUAUUCGGACUGGCUGUGGAUCUGGUAGCAGUUGCCAAGUUGGUUCCUUCCAUAGCAGUGCUUCCUCCUACUACGCUCAUAGCAGGAGGUCCUUUUGCUUUAAAUAACCAUGGAUUGCAAAGUAUGCUACAGCAACUUCGACGACAAGGCCUCCUGUCCACGGAACCUGGAGUGCGGCCACUCCUUCUGCACCAGCUGCCUCAAGGCCAUCCACUACGGGUCAGCGCUGGAGUGCCCCGAGUGCCGCCACGAGCAGAGCGUCGAGGAGGUCGCCGCCCUGCCCGUCGGCUUCGGCGUCCUGAGGGCGGUGGAGGCGGCGCGCGGCGAGAUCUCGACCCGCAAGGAGCAGGACGAGUGGGAGGCGCCCUUGUUCAUCCUCCCGAGACGAGAGAAAGACCUGCAGGAGGGCGGCAAGGAGAGCCUGGAGAACGAAGGGGCAGCCGAUCUGGAGGCCUUGAAGAAGUCUAAAAUCUACUUCUGCGCCGAGAAACUGGAGGAGCUGAAGGACUAUGAGCGCGUCCUCGGAGAGGUCUCGGCAAACGUCCGGCGCCACGUGAAUUACCUGGAGAAGAUCCUGCAGAGUCGACAGUCCGUGAUCCAGUCCCUGCAGAAGGAGAGGGAGAGGUGCCAGAGGGAGCAGGAGUCUAUCGAAGGAAGGAAGAAGGAACUGUUUGUUCGCAAGGAGCAGCUCGACGACGCUCCCGGUGGAGAGGAAACAGCGGAUUUCCGGCCAAAGGAGUAUCUCGACCGCAGACGUCGCCUCAAAAAGUUCCUUGAGAUAAACAAAGAGGCACUGGGACACCUACACUCCUUCGCCUCACACAUCUGCCAAGGAGACAAGCAUCUACUGAAGGAUGGGCUUUCAAUGGACUCGCCAGAAUCAGACCUCGUCCAUCUCUUUAGCGAUAUGAUGAGAAUAAAAUAAACACUGUGGACUGGUUUGCUCAACAGAGAAGUCUAUCUAAACUUGAUUCUUUUAAGGGUUAUUACUGCUGUUGCCUGAAGCAUAGUGUGGAAGGAGGUAUGACAUAUAUUUUUUUCCCCGUAAAUGAACAUUCGUGAAGCGUUUAAACGGAGCAUAUUGUCAUUAAUUUUAUCUUUCUACUAUGUGGAUCGUAAGACUAAGGAGGAGCUGUUGGGUUUAAUAAGAUUUAACGUUGGUUUAUAGUUCGAACGGAGCAUAGUCCUUAUCAACAUCUAAGACGAUAUAUAUUCAUAUAUACACAUAUAAAUACAUACAUUUGUAUAUACAAAAUCCUACAGGUUGAAUAAAUUUUUGAACCCCAGG